GUGGUUUCAUUGACUUCCGGUGAAAAAUCGUAAACAAAUCCAAGACAGUAAAUUGUGACAAAUCCACAACCAUCUGUUAAAAACCUUUGUUUUCUUAUUGACAAUUGCUACACAAACGUUUUUAUGACAAGUAUCAGCACAACUUUUGGUCAGACCCUUGAUCCGUUCAAGGAUGCAUCGGUGGAUGAAGAUGGGACAGCAGGUGUCCAGGAGGGAUUGAUCCACAUACGUAUUCAGCAGAGAAAUGGCAGAAAAACACUGACCACCGUCCAAGGAAUAUCACCUGAUUAUGACCUCAAAAAGAUUGUUAAAGCUUGUAAAAAGGAAUUUGCGUGCAAUGGAACAGUGGUUGAACAUCCAGAAUACGGGGAAGUUAUCCAGUUACAAGGAGACCAGAGAACGCAUAUAAGGGACUUUCUUAAAAUCAUAGGCAUUGCAAGAGAAGAUCAACUCAAGGUGCACGGUUUCUGAAAUGAAGAAGAUCAUCAUGGAUUUUGUCACAUGCUAUGUAAAACAUACAAAGAGGUUUUAAGCUGUAUCAUGUCAGCCAUUUUGAUGUCAUGUGAUUUCUUUGACAUGUAUUUAUUUGUACAGAAACAUUUUUAAAUCUCUCUCAUAUUAUGCCUGUCUUUUUACAAAUGUAAUAAAUCAUUUUGUUUCAUAUGACAGAAUGUUUGUAAUGUA
Molecule: messenger RNA, 684 nt
Organism: Mytilus californianus (California mussel)
Lineage: Eukaryota; Metazoa; Mollusca; Bivalvia; Mytilida; Mytilidae
Product: eukaryotic translation initiation factor 1-like
Exons: 4
Coding region: 124-471 (115 amino acids)
Biological process (GO): translational initiation
Cellular component (GO): eukaryotic 43S preinitiation complex
Molecular function (GO): RNA binding; ribosomal small subunit binding; translation initiation factor activity
Source: RefSeq, a predicted model, not a curated record